AUGGCCAACAAAAUCUUGCAGGAUAACGACCCAGAGGUGACCAAGCGAGAGAAGAAGAAAGACAAGAAGAAGAAGAAGAAGUCUAGUUCUUCUAGUUCAGAGUCCUCAGACGAGUGUGCACAGAUAGGCCUUGAGGAACUGCAGCUACAGUGUGGUCUGAAACCUAAACACUUGGGUUUGCGUGAUCUGGUUCGCAUAGAUGACCUCAAGCCAGAGCAGAUCGUCUACAUCAUCGCACACCCAAGUGCCUCAGCUCCCUUUAUGACGGUGAUGGACCUCUUCGAAAUCGGAGGUGAACUCACGGGACUCAGACGCAAGGAGACACAGAAAACCAAGAAGGGUGAGGGUGAGGCAUCCAAAGCGAAAGAGCUUGCGCAGCAGAUUGAACGUGCUACAGAGAGCAAAUGGAAAGGACGACUGAUCAAGCUGUUGAAGCUUCUUGCGGACAAGAACGGCAAAAGUACCAUGUGCAAUUUUGAGAACCUCCAGUCUCUUCGCACCUCAAUAGUGACGAAGAUACAGAGUCGUAUCAAACAGAACCCAGACUUGGCUGAACUUGCCAGACAGAAAGUGCAGGACUUGAAAGAUGAAGCAACCCAAGAGCUAGAACAAUGGAAUGUCAAGCUUCAAAAGAAAAAACACCGGUCUAUGAAGCAAAUGUUUGGAAUUCCUGAGAUCACCCGAGAUGAAACAGGGAAAAGGAAAAAGGAAGAGGAAUCCUCGGAAGAGGAAAGUGAAAAGAAACCGAAGAAGGCCAUGCCAUCCAAACCUCGAAAGAAGUCGGCCCCCAAGAGCUCUUACUCUUCUUCUGGUUCGGAACAUGAGGAUGAGAGAGAUAAUGACAAUCAAGACAGUGGGGCUGAGGAAAAAGAGUCACAACAGGAAAGCAGCAAAGGAAAAGGUGAAACACAGAAAGCAGAAACUGAUGAGGACCUGUUCCAGACACCCCGGUUUAGGAAACCCAGUGAUGCAGCCCCGACGCCCGAAGAGAACGUUUCCGAUGACCUUCAAGAGAUGUUGACACAGCCCAUGGAGGAGCAGUUCAAAAACACCUCGGACCAAAAGCUGUUCCUCAAGAUCCUCGUUGCCAUGGACCUGAAGAACCCCACGGGAUUCUUGUGUUGCCUUGGGGAUUUUCGAAAGGUGCAGACAGAGCCACUGGAAAAGGUGAAUUGCAAGUUGCUUUUGAACCGAACCCCCCAAAGCUCAGCUUUGUUCAAGCAGCUUACCUUUCAUGGGAAGAUGGCUUCAGUGGCAAUCAUUAAGGAUGUCCUGCUGCACUUGGACGACUACGCAGAUAUCUCCGACGUAUCACGUGAACUUGUGUUUGGUGAUGGCACGGAAGAAAUAGCCAGUGAUGUGAAUGAACCCCAGGAAAAUCAUGCUGAGACCCCCACAGCACCAGCCGAAGAAGGGUUGAAUGUGGAAAUGUUGCCAGGGGCGCAUGGUGCUGACUAG
Cladocopium goreaui is the source of this 1458-nucleotide messenger RNA. The record is from the annotation of a GenBank genome assembly. NCBI's taxonomy places the organism in Eukaryota, Dinophyceae, Suessiales, Symbiodiniaceae.